AUGGGUAUACCCAUGGCCAACAAUCUGCAUGCCCCGACUGUAUCCUCCGGAUCUAUGUCCGGAGGGGUUCCCCACGAUCUCUCGAAGCUAUCGAUGAACGACCUGAUGAAACACAAGGAACGAAUCGAAGAAGAACUAUCAGCUCUUAGCAGUGUGCUUGGAUCUCACGGUGUUAAUAUGAGCACCUCGCUAACGACAUUUGACGGCUUUCCGCGGGAUGAUAUCGAUGUUGCACAAAUUCGUACCAUCCGAGCACAAAUAAUUCGACUUCGUUACGAUCAUAAAGAGGUCAUGACCGAGAUUGAGAAAGGCAUUCAUUCUCAUUUCGCCGGGCUUCAGAGCGCAACGAACAACACACUCCCCACCAGAACUACAAACGGCUCCGUUCCUUUGUCUUCCGAAGCUACUUCAUCAGCGGCCGAUACGAGUGGGUUAACACCAUUUGCGAAGGUAAACACUGUUGUGGCCGGAAGUCCUGCUAGCCAGGCCGGGUUGCAAGCUGGUGAUUCUAUCUGCAGCUUUGGCAAUAUUAAUUGGCUCAACCAUGAGCGCCUCUCCAAGGUGGCAGAGGUGGUUCAACAGAACGAAGGAGUAAGUGACUGUCUCCCUGCAGUGGGCUUGCCAUCUAGUGCGAGCCAACAAGUAUACGCCCAGCUGACUGGUAUCGUUCAGCGCACAAUCAUAGUGAAAAUUUCACGAACCGAUGCAACUCCCGGAAAUACCACAAAUUUGGACCUGCAACUUGUGCCACGUCGCGAUUGGGGCGGUCGUGGGCUGUUGGGUUGCCAUCUUCUGCCCAUCUAG
Molecule: messenger RNA, 804 nt
Organism: Aspergillus versicolor CBS 583.65
Lineage: Eukaryota; Fungi; Ascomycota; Eurotiomycetes; Eurotiales; Aspergillaceae
Product: putative 26S proteasome non-ATPase regulatory subunit Nas2
Exons: 3
Coding region: 1-804 (267 amino acids)
Biological process (GO): proteasome regulatory particle assembly
Cellular component (GO): cytoplasm; nucleus
Molecular function (GO): protein binding
Source: RefSeq, a predicted model, not a curated record